UUGCCGUGCGUCGAGCAAGGCCAGCCUGCUGUUUAUCGUAGUUGGCUCCCGAGCAAGCCACCGCGCUCCGAGACGCGUCGACGUGCCUGCAUUGGAUCCCUCGCAAAUCAAGCGACUGUCCGCUUCGUCGGGUGGACGGCGCGUACACACACAUCCACGAAGCUGAGUUGCCCUGACCAAAUUUGCCUGGUAGAACGAACUGGACCCUUGCACACGUCGUGCCAGGGACUUUCUAGAAGUGCAGUACCUGCAAACCAAUCGAGCUGCGGGCACUGUACAGCUAUGCAACUCUUGCGCGAUCCGACAACAGGCAGUGGUCAUCAGGGGCCGAUUCGAGCGGAUAUUACUUUGGCACGUGCCUUCCAUCGUUCACUUGCUGCUGCGAUGAACUUGAUUGCUGGGCUGACUGUCGUCGCCGGGGCCGCCAUGGCGUCGGUCAACGAAUCGUCUCGCGAACUCCAAACGACGACCGCGCCGUUCUGCUGGCUCAACUCGUAUCCCCGCGGCAUUGGCCAAGUGCCGACCUCGUGCGCGGCAGGCCAAGAACGCAUUGCACUGUUGUGCUACCCGAAUUGCCCGACUGGGAUGUCUCGACAAGGCCUCGACUGCCACUCGAACUGUCCCGAUGGCUUCGACGACCAAGGGCUCUUUUGCCGCAUGAAGGAGUACGGCCGAGGCGCUGGGUACCCUUGGAAGUUUGGCGACGGUCUCAACGACAAUGGCAUGUUUCGACGCUGCGAAGGAGACCACGGCGCCGGCAAGUGCGAGAAGAGUGGAGCUGUUGUGUACCCAAAAUGCCGAGACGGAUACACCGCGUUUGGCUGCUGCAUUUGUCGCCCCAAUCCACCAAACUGCAACGAGUACGGACUGGCCGGCCGCUUCGACCUGUCCUGUGCAAAGAAAGUCAUCAUCGGCGAUCCCGAGUUGGGCACGUGUGCGUCGGAUGAAGAACGAAACGCUGGGCUUUGCUACAAGGUGUGCAAGACAGGUUUCUCUGGCGUUGGACCGGUCUGCUGGGGCCGUCCCCCUUCUGGUUGGGUCCGAUGUGGCAUGGGAGCCGCCACGACCUCGACUCAAUGUGCCGAAAUCAUCCGAGACCAGAUCAUGUCGGUCGGCGAGAUGGUGCUCAAUAUUUGCACGGCGUUCUCGUCAAGCUCAGCCAAGGCGCUCAAGGCCCCGGCCGACUCGGGGAACUUGGCCAAGCUCAAGAACGGCUGGAACUCCAUCAAGUCCAAGCCUGAAGUUCAAGACGCCAUCAAAGCGUACGACAACGCGAACCGUUUCAAGACGGGCUACCAGGCCAUCCAGGACCUCGAAGACGCCCGCACGACGGAAGACUACGUCCGCUUUGCUGCAACGAUCGCAUCUAUUUUAGAUCCCACGGGCGUCUCGGGGGUGAUUGCUGCGUACACGUACUCGACGUGCGACAAAGUUGCCCCCCAAGUCCAUUCCCGAAGCAUCCCCGACUUUUUGCAGUAAGCGAAGCGCUGCAGUUCGACUUCAACGUGUGCCGACAACAAAUAUUAUUUGUCAGAGGUAUUGGUGUGUGCGCAAGUGAGAAGCAAUAAAAUACUCCCU
Molecule: messenger RNA, 1578 nt
Organism: Aphanomyces invadans
Lineage: Eukaryota; Oomycota; Saprolegniomycetes; Saprolegniales; Verrucalvaceae
Exons: 1
Coding region: 283-1479 (398 amino acids)
Source: RefSeq, a predicted model, not a curated record